Molecule: messenger RNA, 543 nt
Organism: Caenorhabditis elegans
Lineage: Eukaryota; Metazoa; Nematoda; Chromadorea; Rhabditida; Rhabditidae
Gene: C34G6.3
Product: Non-histone chromosomal protein HMG-14
Exons: 3
Coding region: 112-477 (121 amino acids)
Source: RefSeq, marked reviewed
AGAAAAAAAAAUUUCCUUCAUCUCAAUCCACAUCACAAUCAUUAAUUGUUAUUUCUGAUCAGCUCUCUUCUGGUUGAAAAAACUUUCGAUUCAUCGAAGUAAAACAAAGAAAUGACGACUGGAAAGAGUAAAAACACGAAGAAAGACUGUGCUGACAAGAAGAAAACUUCGAAAACGAAGAAGAAGACUUCAAAUUUGUCGGUUUCAAGAUCCCAAACUUCUGUGGAUAUGAAUGAGAAGGACAAGGCAAAGGAGGCAAAGGAGUUGAAAGAGAAGAAGGCAAAAGAAGAAGCCGAGAAGAAGGUUGUUGCCACACCGAAGAAAGAUGCCUCGAAGGAUCAUGCAAAGAAGGAGGAUGAUCCUAAUAAGCAAAACGAGCCAAGUGGAAUGGAUGUUCUUGUGAAGGAGGACGGCAAGAAGACAAAGAUGGACGAUGGAUACGAGGAUUUUGGUCCAGGAGCUGGUGCUGCUCAAUGAGCAACUGUCCGAGAAACUGAAUCGAAAGGGAACAAUUCAAUAUUGUAUUGUAAUAAAAGUUUUUUU